UAAAUCCCUUGCUAAAAAAUUUCGAUUGAGAUAGGGUUUAGUUUAGGAAACUUUUCUCCAAAGUUUCCUAUUUCGGUCUUUUUGUGUCAUAGUAAUUUUCAUAGUCAAAAUGGUUUCAGUUUUGAAUUUAGUGAAAAGAAAUAACGUGGGCCAUCUAUCGAAGUAUUUGGCCGCUAAUGACCGAAUAUAUCAGCACGUUAGGAGUGCAUCAAAAUGGUACCCCGGUGUCGAAGAAAUGAAAAGAUUUGAACGACCUGUUAUGUUUGUACCUGAAGAAGUAAGUGAUUGGAAGGUGGAAUCAUGGAAUUCUAAUCCUCAGCCUAUUGAACGAGAAGUGAAAAACAUGACCAUAAAUUUUGGACCACAACAUCCAGCUGCCCACGGUGUACUUAGAUUAGUACUGGAACUGGCAGGAGAGGUCGUUAUACGCGCUGAUCCUCAUAUUGGACUUUUACAUCGUGGUACAGAAAAAUUAAUUGAAUACAAAACAUAUACUCAAGCAUUGCCGUAUUUUGAUCGUCUUGAUUAUGUAUCUAUGAUGUGUAAUGAACAGUGUUAUUCGUUAGCUGUAGAAAAAUUGUUGAACAUUGAUAUACCAUUGAGGGCAAAGUAUAUCAGAACAUUGUUUGCGGAAAUUACUCGUUUAUUAAAUCAUAUUAUGGCUAUUGGUACACAUGCGUUAGAUAUUGGUGCUAUGACACCAUUCUUUUGGUUGUUUGAAGAACGAGAGAAAAUGAUGGAAUUCUAUGAAAGAGUAUCUGGAGCUAGGAUGCAUGCUGCAUACAUUCGUCCAGGAGGCGUGUCUCAGGAUAUACCACUUGGAUUAAUGGAUGAUAUAUAUCAAUUUAUAUCGAAGUUUGGUGAACGUAUUGAUGAAACUGAAGAUAUGCUUACAAAUAAUGGUAUUUGGAUUGCUAGGACACGUGAUAUAGGUGUUGUGAGCGCUGAAGAUGCUCUAAAUUUAGGUUUUAGUGGUGUUAUGUUACGUGGUUCUGGUAUCAAAUGGGAUUUACGUCAAACACAGCCUUAUGAUGCAUACCACCUUGUUGAUUUUGAUAUACCUAUUGGUGCUCGUGGUGAUUGUUAUGACAGAUACUUAUGCAGAGUUGCAGAAAUGAGGCAAUCACUUCGAAUUAUUGAACAGUGUUUGAAUCAAAUGCCAGCUGGAGAAAUUAAAACUGAUGACAUGAAAGUAUCAACACCAUCUAGAUCAGAAAUGAAAAACUCUAUGGAAGCCUUAAUUCAUCAUUUCAAAUUGUUUACCCAAGGUUAUCAAGUACCUCCAGGUGCUACAUAUACUGCAAUUGAAGCACCCAAGGGUGAAUUUGGCGUCUAUUUAGUUUCUGAUGGUACUUCUAGACCAUAUAGAUGUAAAAUUAAAGCACCUGGAUUUGCACAUCUUGCUGCAUUAGAGAAGAUAGGAAAAAAACAUUUCCUUGCUGAUAUUGUUGCUAUAAUUGGAACACUUGACGUCGUCUUUGGCGAAAUUGAUCGUUAAGUUUUUGUACUGGUGUUUAUUGGCACAAGUUCAGUCUUGUUCCUGUGCAUUAUAUAAUAUAUUAAAUCAUGAAGUUAAGUGUUUUCUAGAAAUAAAGCUGUAUAAAUAUUGAAA
Molecule: messenger RNA, 1612 nt
Organism: Aphis gossypii (cotton aphid)
Lineage: Eukaryota; Metazoa; Arthropoda; Insecta; Hemiptera; Aphididae
Gene: ND-49
Product: NADH-ubiquinone oxidoreductase 49 kDa subunit
Exons: 11
Coding region: 110-1498 (462 amino acids)
Biological process (GO): mitochondrial electron transport, NADH to ubiquinone
Molecular function (GO): quinone binding; NADH dehydrogenase (ubiquinone) activity; NAD binding
Source: RefSeq, a predicted model, not a curated record